Messenger RNA from Brassicogethes aeneus, 2283 nucleotides. The record is from the annotation of a GenBank genome assembly. Lineage: Eukaryota; Metazoa; Arthropoda; Insecta; Coleoptera; Nitidulidae.
AUGUCCGGUGCGAAAUCGGGAAGUGACUCUGAGAACAGCAAAAAAUCCGGUAGUGAUGAUGACCAAAAAUCUGAUGAUUCUAACCGCUCAUCGACCCCCUCGGUGGAGGAAAGUCCCGAACCUGAGGUGGAAAUUACAGCGAGUGAACAGCGAGACCAGAGCAGCAAUAGUGGCUCUACCGUCUACGCUCAAACUGAUGAAAACGAUCGAAAGCAUCUAGUGGGCAGCGGAGAUGUCAGCCCCAUAAAGAAGGACAGAAAACGUCGUAAAAUUAAAGGAAAAUCGGAUAAUCGUGAGGGAAAUAAUAGCAGCACCUCCGGAUCGCCUGAAGCCCUUAAAAAACCGAAAAAGUUUAAAAAUACACUUGAAAUAACCAGUGAAAAACACGGCGACAACUCUGAGAAAUCUAACGAUGAAGCUAAUGAACAAAUGGAUGAAGAAUAUGAAUCGUCAAUCCAAUCUUCUAAUGAGAGUAUGCCGGAAUAUCCUCCUGGACUACCAAAAAGCAAAGAGCCUGUCGAAAGUGAGUGCUACGACAGCCCUAAAAGCAUUGUUCCAUCUGUGCCCAUUAUUCAACACGAUCUAAACAUUCAGCAGAAAAUUGAAAACAUUUUUGGAGGCAGUGGAAAGCCAAAAACUCCAUCCAAUGCGAAUAAUUCAGAAUUUAUUAUCCCCCGCAGAACUGUGCCACUAGAGUACUUAAACCGGAAUAGGAACAGGGCACCUGUAACCCCAACACAAAACAGGUUCCAAGUUUUAGCUAACGAAAGGUUGGCCGUACAAGCUAAUGCCCCUGCUGGCCCAUCUACGUCCGGAACUGGCGUUUCCAAACCGCCUAUCUCUAAACCUAAGGUGUCUUCAGCCCCAGCAAAGGCAAUAAAAAAUAAAAAACCACCCCCAGUGGUUAUAAGUGGCACGUUUACCAACCAAAAAGCUUUGAUCAACACACUUAAAACCAACAUAAAAAAAGGAUUUAAUAUCAAAAAUACCAAAAAUAAUACGGUGAUUCAUAUAGAGGAGGAAACUGAAUACGAUACGUACGUAGGGAGUCUAAUACAUGAAGAAAUCGCAUUCCACACCUACGCAAAGGGUACGGAAAAAACUCAUGCAUUUAUUCUUCGUGGCCUAGAUGCGGAAGACAUCACGGAGGAUGAAAAAGUGACGGACAGAAAUGUAGUGGUACAGGGUGGACGCUCUAUAAGUGACACCAUUAAACAAUCAAGUUCUCCGUAUUCGCGGGCAGGAUGUCUCGGUAGAGGUCGUGGCGUGUCCACGAAAAACAAAGAAAACGUGCCACGAAGCUCAGUGACCCCAAUAGUGCCCAAAAAUCCAAAAUCCAUAGUGCAAGUGCUAAGUGAAACAGUUAUUGACCCGUAUGGGAAUGAACGUACGACCAAAACUGUCAACAACACUGUGCGACAUCUAGACACUAAUGUAAUAAUCUCACCAUCCACAAAUAAAGAAAAGUGCAAUACCACUGAACAACAAGAAGAAAACUUCAUCAGUGAGUAUGAAAAACUAAACAACAGUGUUCUGCUAAACGUGGUUAGAAAAGAAGUUGGACUUCCUGAAAUACCCACAUCAAACGAACAGAUUCCUUCAACCAAAGUAUUACGUAGCGACACUGAAGAUCGCUGUAAUGCCAUCACGGAGUGUAGUGACAAAGAAGAUCGCUACUCCGCCAUCGUAAAGGAAUCUGUAUCGCAAAACAUAGAAUUCAAAGAAGUUUCCCACUUUAAAAAUCCAACUGAAAACGAAGUGCGACAUCUAGCAGAGAGAAGCCGAAAACGAAGGAAGAAAAAGAAGAAACCUGUCGACGGGUACGCUUCGGAUACCAGCAGUGCAUCCUGUGCUCCUGAUACCCGAAAACCGAAAAAGACUGCUAAAAUCCCCAAAACAACCCCCAAAAUAAGCAAAACUGUUCCCGAUAUGAUAACGGGAGACGUAAAAGAGGUUCCCGAAAACCCAAAUGCGGUUCCACCCCCAAAUAAUGGCCAAAAUGAUAAAAAUGAAGGAAACCUACAAGAAAAAGGUAUUCCUGGAAAACCCACCCCCGUUACUGAAGAACCCUUUGUAAUACCAAGGAAAAUUAUAUCCUUUAAAUCCAUUAAAAUUAAAGAAACCACUGAACAAGUCCAAAUUCCAUUAAGGAACAAAUUCCAAGACGCUGAAGCCACCCCCUCAACAUCCACCCAACAAACAGCCACCCAGGAAGUAAUGGAUACGGCAAACGGAGAAACACAAAACCAACAACCAACCAACAUCUGCAAAAGGAAACUCUAA